This is a messenger RNA of Pangasianodon hypophthalmus (striped catfish), 4003 nucleotides long. It is a transcript of the gene man2b1, whose product is annotated as mannosidase, alpha, class 2B, member 1. Gene Ontology annotation, molecular function: carbohydrate binding; alpha-mannosidase activity. The transcript is spliced from 23 exons. The coding region runs from base 56 to 3016 and encodes 986 amino acids. Gene Ontology annotation, cellular component: lysosome. The record is from RefSeq and is a predicted model, not a curated record. Gene Ontology annotation, biological process: mannose metabolic process. NCBI's taxonomy places the organism in Eukaryota, Metazoa, Chordata, Actinopteri, Siluriformes, Pangasiidae.
CCGGUCACGCGCUGCAGUCUAAGCCGGGAGUCAUGUGACCGUGUUGUUGUGCGUGAUGGCGGCGCGCAGGCUGCUUCCUCUGGCCGUGUUUCUGCUCCUGUGUCCGGCGGCGGGUGUGUGGUGUUUCCCCAGCCUGAGAGAACCGGUGUGCGGGUACAAGUCAUGUCCAGUGACGAAGCCGUCCAUGCUGAAUGUACACUUGGUUCCUCACACACAUGAUGAUGUGGGCUGGCUAAAGACUGUGGAUCAGUACUACUAUGGAGGCCGUGAUGAUAUCCAGCACGCCGGCGUUCAGUACAUCCUGGACUCGGUGGUGUCGGAGCUGCAGAAGGAUCCAGCGCGCAGGUUCAUCUACGUGGAGACGGCGUUCUUCUACCGCUGGUGGAAACAACAGGAUCAGGAGACACGGAACAUCGUCACACAGCUGGUGCAGCAGGGUCGGUUGGAGUUUAUUAAUGGAGGUUGGUGUAUGAGUGAUGAAGCCAGCACACACUACAGUGCAGUAAUUGAUCAGAUGACUCUCGGUCUGCGCUUUCUAAAUGACACGUUUGGAGAAUGCGGUCGCCCUCGAGUGGCCUGGCACAUCGACCCGUUCGGCCACGCCCGAGAACACGCCUCCAUGUUCGCCCAGAUGGGCUAUGAUGGCUUCUUCUUCGGCCGUCUGGAUUAUCAGGAUAAAGAUCGCAGGAUGAAGAUGAAGGAGAUGGAGAUGGUGUGGAGAGCAAGUGAGAGCCUAGAACCCCCGACUGCUGACCUCUUCACUGGUGUUCUCCCAAAUGGUUAUAACCCUCCUGCAGGGUUCUGUUGGGAUCAGUCCUGCUCUGACACGCCAGUGCAGGACGACCCGGCCCUCGAGGACUACAACGUGGACCAACUGGUGGACACUUUCAUCAAAAUCUCACAAGCACAGGCUGAGAAGUACAAGACGAAUCACAUCAUCAUGACGAUGGGUUCUGAUUUCCAGUACCAGAACGCGAUCCCGUGGUAUAAGAACAUGGACAAGUUGAUCCACUACGUUAACGCCAAGCAGGCGAGUGGAAGCCAAGUCCAUGUCCUUUACUCCACCCCUUCAUGUUACCUACAGGAACUCAACCUAGCUAACAUCACCUGGCCGUUAAAGACGGACGAUUUUUUCCCGUAUGCUGACAAUGAUCAUGAUUUCUGGACGGGUUACUUCACCAGCCGCCCGGCGCUCAAACGCUACGAGAGACUCAGUAACAGCUUCCUGCAGACGUGUAAUCAGUUGGAGGUGCUCGGCGGCACAAAGUCCACACACGGCCCGUUUGGAGAGGGAAACAGCGACACACUGAAGCAUGCGAUGGCUGUAGCGCAGCACCACGAUGCGGUUUCUGGCACUGAAAAGCAGCACGUUGCCAACGACUACGCCAAGAGGCUCGCCAAUGGCUCGGCACACUGCCAGGUGUUGGUCAGUAACUCUCUGGCGUUUCUCAGCGGCUCUAACGUGCCACGUGUCUUCUGCGAGAACCUCAACAUUAGUGUGUGUCCUCUCACAGAAAGCAGCAAACAGUUCUUGCUGAAUGUGUAUAACCCUCUCGCUCGUCCUGUGAGCUGGUCGGUUCACCUGCCUGUUAACGGAACGGUAUACAACGUCACGGACUCGGGCGGCGCGCCGGUGGACAAUCAGGUGAUACCCGUGUCCAAGGCGACUCAGGAUUUGAGGCGAGAUCGCGGUUUUGCUCAAUUUGAGUUGGUCUUCCAAGUUCAGGCUCCUCCAGUGGGCUUCAACACCUACACCAUCACACUGCUGCAGGACAGCCCCGCCCCGGCCCCGCCCAAACCUGGAGCCCCGCCCUCCAUCCAGAAUAAGUACCUGAAGGUGACCUUUGACACGAAAACAGGACUGCUGAGUGGACUGACCAACCUGGAAACACAGCAGACCAUCAAACUCACGCAGAACUUCUACUGGUACAAUGCAAGUGUUGGCAACUCGGAGAGUUCUCAGACAUCAGGAGCUUACAUUUUCAGGCCAAACUCAUCCACACCCAUUAUCACAACCACAAAGCCUGAAGUCACCACACUGCAGAACUCUGUGGUACAGGAGGUGAGACAGCAGUUCAGUCCGUGGGUGUCUCAGGUCGUGCGUCUCUACACUGAGAGCAAACACCUUGAGCUCGAGUGGACUGUAGGACCCAUACCAGUCGAUGAUGGUAUUGGGAAGGAGGUGAUCACUCGGCUGGACUCGAGCAUUGAGACAGAGGGAUAUUUCUACACCGACUCUAACGGCAGAGAGAUCCUACAGAGACGGAAAGACUAUCGCCCCACGUGGGACCUGAAACAGACAGAGCCGAUUGCAGGCAAUUAUUAUCCAAUCAACACCCGCGCUUUCGUAAAGGAUGAACAGAACCAGAUGACGGUGGUGACUGAUCGCUCUCAGGGCAUCAGCAGCAUUUACAACGGUUCCCUGGAGAUAAUGGUGCACAGGCGUUUGCUGCGUGAUGAUAAUCGGGGCGUGGGCGAGCCUCUCUCUGAGCCGGGAGACUACUAUGACGGUCUGUCUGUGCGUGGACGCUUGCUCUUGGCUCUGACUCCGCCCAGCACCGCGGCCGACACCCACCGCCCACUCGGCCAGGAGAUGGUGUUCCAGCCCACACUGUCCUUCCAGCAGGGGGCGACACACAACACCACAACACAGUUCUCAGGGUUGAGCUCAGCACUGCCCCCUGCUGUUCAUGUGCUCACUCUGUCUCAGUGGGAUCAGGACUCUGUGCUGCUGAGGCUGGAGCAUCAGUACGAGCGCUCAGAGAGCCAGGCCCACUCUCAGCCAGUCACUGUCAGUCUGCAGAAAAUGUUUUCCACUCUGGAGGUAGUGGGCGUGUCUGAGAUGAGUCUGGGAGCCAAUCAGUGGAAAGAGGACAUGAAGCGCAUGCAGUGGAAGCCCAACAGUGGUGAGACGGCGGUGCCCCUGCGUGAGCGCGUGGGAGACCCCUCACCCUGGGAGAUCACACUGAGCCCCAUGCAGAUUCGCACCUUCCUGCUGCGAGUGCGCCGCAAAUAAAACAACCAAUCACAGAGCUCCGUCACUGCAGCAGCCAGUGAGUUCACAGUGCCACAUCAAGCAGCCAAUCAGAGUUCAGCACAGACACAGCCUUACUGAGAGAACCUGACAAUCACACACUCACACACACACUCACUCACACACACACACACACUCACACUCACACAAACACUCAUUCACACAAACACAUACACACACACACACACACUCACACACACACUCAUUCACACAAACACAUACACACACACACACACUCAUUCACACAAACACAUACACACACACACACACACACUCACACUUAUUCACACUCACUCACACACACACACACACACUCACACUCACUCACACACACACACACACACACACACUCACAGAUGAUAAACAUAAACAUUAGGAAUUCAGUCAAACUCAUUUAUUAAUAUUCAGCUCCUUUACUGCUGUUGUGUGGAAAUUUGUCUGAUGUGGUUUUAGCUUCAGUCUCUUACCAAUUUUUUUUUUUUACAAGUGGGCGGGGCUUAGAAGACCUUUAGCCACACCCACUCAGAAUCAGUAUAUUUCCAAAUUUUAAUUCAAAUGACUGGUAUUAACAAUUUAUAUUUAGAUUUUGAUACAGUUUUAUUUUGUGGUACUGAUCAUGUAAUACUUUUAGCACAAAAUGAACUGUACUUUACUGUGUGUGUGUGUGUGUGUGUGUGUGUCAGUCCUGUUGAACACACUCUCACUGCCUUCCCUCACCAGACACAAGUGUACUACCCACAAUGCACUGCUCCUGUUCACACAAACAGCUUCAACAGGAAAUAGUAAACUCCACCCAGAUCACAGCAGUGCAUUCUGGGUAAUUAAGUGUAUAAAACAGUACUGGAGCACAGCCACUGGGUUUGAAUCUGUAUAAAUGAUUGUUGGUGCAAUAUUUUUUAAAUCAUGUAUAUUUUUCUACCUUUCUGAAACUCUGUAUGAAUAAAUUCAUGAUUUAUUGAAGACAUCACA